UUGCAUUGUACACAUUGCAUUCGGUUCGUCGUAUGGGUAAUUCGAUAUUUUUUUUUUUGACAUAAAUUAGUUGAAAGUGUGACGAUGACAAUACAACUAUCAAAAUAUUCAUAGUUUUUAUUUCUCCUCAAAUACAAUUUACACGGUUUUUACCGCUAUGGUGACCACUACGAGACAAAACAUACCCCUGGGCAAAAUUUUGAGCAGAAAAAAAAAUUACACGGCCCAAGACGAACCCGGCCCGGAAAAGCUCAAGCGAGUGUUGAAUUUGUUCGACUUAACCCUGUUGGCCUCUGGCGGCACUCUGGGGGCUGGAGUUUAUAUACUGGCCGGAGUCGUUGGAAAAACCCACGCUGGCCCCGCGGUAGUGUUGUCUUUUGUGUUGGCAGCCGCGGUGUCGUCGUUUGCAGGUCUUUGCUAUGCCGAAUUCGCCAGCCGUGUGCCCAAAUCAGGAUCAGCUUACAUAUACACUUAUGUAGCUGUCGGCGAAUUCCCCGCGUUCAUCAUCGGCUGGAAUUUGAUCCUCGAACACGUUAUAGGAGUCGCAUCUAUCGGCAAGGCUACAAGCAAUUACUUUGAUUUCUUGUUGGGAUACCCUCAGAAGAAUUUCAUGGUCGAACACUUUCCGAUACAUAUAAGUUUUUUAGGAGAAUAUCCCGAUGUCGCGUCGUUGGUAUUCAUUUUACUGGUGACGGGUGUGGUGGCUUGGGGUGUUCGCGAGUCGACGGCCAUCAACAAUAUUUUCACCACUUUAAAUUUUCUGACUAUUGUCUCGGUGGUCGUUACCGGAUGGUUUUAUGUCGACAUAUAUAAUUGGAAUAUACCGAAAUCGGCUAUUCCCGCGGGAGUCAACGGCGGCGAAGGAGGGUUUCUUCCCUUCGGUUGGUCUGGAAUGAUCGCUGGAGCAGCCAAAUGUUUAUACGGCUUUAUCGGUUUCGAUACUAUUACUACUAUCGGCGAUGAAACGAAAAAUCCUAAACGAACAAUUCCGUUGGCAAUAGUCAUUUCCCUUGCGUGUAUUACCACGGUUUACUGUGCCGUGGCCGUAGUCAUGACGAUGAUGUGGCCGUACUACGAUCAGGACCCCUUCGCUCCGCUGCCGGCUAUUUACGAACACUUGGGAGUACCGUAUAUCCAAUACAUGGUCACCGUGGGCGCCAUAUCCGCACUCGCAACAACUUUAAUAGGUGCCAUUUUUCCUCUGCCCCGAAUUUUGUACGCCAUGGCCAGCGAUGGACUUCUGUUCAAGGUGUUGUCCACAGUCAACAGCUACACCAAAACCCCACUCGUAUCCACCAUGUUGUGUGGAACUGUAUCUGGACUCAUGUCAAGCAUAUUCAAUCUGGACCAACUCAUCGCCAUGGCGUCUAUUGGAACAUUUCAGGCGUACACGGUUGUCUGCAUAUGUGUACUCUUGUUAAGGUAUGAGACUGACAACAAAACCACGGAGGCCGUGGAAACGUCCAAGAAAAAAGAAUGUUCUAAAUGGUACACGGUGUUCAAUGAAAAAAUUCCGAACAGAUACACUCAAUCUCUGUCGGUAUCUUUGACUUUCGUAUACGUUGGGGCAGCGACAGUGUUCUCGAUUUGCCUGGUGAACUUGCAAUAUUGCGAAAGCGAAAUUAUUUGCUGCGCUCUAAUCUUUUUGUGUGUGGUGUCUGCUGCGUUCAUAAUAGUUCCAAUGGUUAUGUUGUACAGGCUACCGCAAAUGACGGACAACAUACCGUUUAAGGUACCAUUUGUUCCGGUCAUACCUUGUGUGAGCAUUUUACUAAACAUCUACAUGAUGAUGGCAUUAGAUUAUAUAACUUGGAUACGGUUCUUGGUGUGGAUUGUUUUAGGGUUGGUGAUAUACUUUUUCUACGGCAUCAACAAUAGCUUGGAGGCCAAAAGAAGAAAACCACACACCGACCAACAGCUGCAAACAUCGUUAAAUUAGUUUAUCAAUUAAGCCAAAAUUAUGUACUACGAUAUGAUAAAUAAUUUAGCGCAUAUUAAAAGUAUAUUUUGUUAUUAAUUGA
Messenger RNA from Adelges cooleyi (spruce gall adelgid), 2021 nucleotides. RefSeq names its product cationic amino acid transporter 2-like. Gene Ontology annotation, molecular function: amino acid transmembrane transporter activity. The record is from RefSeq and is a predicted model, not a curated record. Lineage: Eukaryota; Metazoa; Arthropoda; Insecta; Hemiptera; Adelgidae. The transcript has 14 exons. Gene Ontology annotation, biological process: transmembrane transport; amino acid transport. The coding region runs from base 158 to 1939 and encodes 593 amino acids. Gene Ontology annotation, cellular component: plasma membrane.